AUGGAGAAGGAUUCCGAAAGUGAUUCCGAAUCUGAACCCGAGAAGGUUGUGAUGAAGCCUUCUCUCACCGCGACAACAAAGAAGGAUUCCGAAAGUGAUUCCGAAUCUGAACCUGAGAAAGUUAUGACGAAGCCUUCUAUCGCUGCCACAACAGAGAAGGAUUCCGAAAGUGAUUCUGAAUCUGAACCCGAGAAGGUUGUGACUCGCGCUGCCACAACAGAGAAGGAUUCUAAAUCUAGCUCUCAAUCUGGAUUCAAAGAAGACGAAGGAGGAGUGUCUGUGAAGAGGGUCAAGGUCUUGUCAGUGGAGAGGAAACCAUACUUCCAACGUGUAUGGGUUGAAGAUUAUGAGAUGCAUGUUUUACAAGGUGAUGAUCCGGCAUUUGUCAAAGCUCGUGAUCACAAGACCUUUGACUUGUGUAAGCUUGUUUGGGGAGCUCCUGAAUCAGCUGUUAUUUCUAAUGGGAAGAAGUCAAAGAGUGGCAAGUCAAAGAAUGUUGAGUCUUCUUCUCUUGUUGGAGAUUUAUUGGGUUUUGAUAUGGAUGAACUUGGUGCUGAAAAAGGUGUAAGUAGGCUUUCUUCAGAGGAUAAGAAGAUAUUUGAGGAGCAGUUGAAAGCUUUGAAGACUAGCGAAUUAAACUUUCACUUGGAGAAGGCCGGGUUUCUUCAUCAACUCUUAAGAAAGGUGGAUGAAACAUCUCGUUAG
This is a messenger RNA of Camelina sativa (false flax), 705 nucleotides long. NCBI's taxonomy places the organism in Eukaryota, Viridiplantae, Streptophyta, Magnoliopsida, Brassicales, Brassicaceae. The record is from RefSeq and is a predicted model, not a curated record.